UUAGGGAGGACAGUACAACUGCUUCUCAGUUGUGCAGAGUGAUCGUUACAUAGUGAAAGAUUAUUUCACUGUUUUAUAGGUAUCCUAGGUGGGUGGAGGUACGAGGUCUAUGAUUGAUCCAGACAACAGGGUUCAAGGCAACAGGUUUUUUAUAUUUUCCACAAAUAGGAGAACCAACCACAAUUUUCUCUUGUCAAGGACUCUUUUCAAGGCAACUGCACAGUUCAGAUCAGUUGGCCCCAACAAUGGGAUUUCAAGCAGGGGGUACUGUUCUCUCAAUCAGUGUAUGAAGACAGGCAAACAGGUUGCCCUCUGGUGGACACCUGCAGCAGUGUAGCAUACUGUGCAUGUGCAGUACAACUGUUUUGAAGUUGGGAUUGCUCAACAGAUUCUUGUAACACUAAAAACAAUCCCAGAUGGAAACACUCAAACUAUGGAGUACCAUGUUCAGGGCUGCAAUAGUGAAGAUAUAAGACGGAACAUUCCAAUAUGCAUCGCUGGAAAACUGAAUUACUCAGUUGAUCAAAAAGAGAAGCUGAUUUCUGUGCACGUCUCAGAGUUUCUUGAAGACAAUGACUAUCAUUUGAGGUUAUGUCAUAAAUGGCAUUCCUGUGAAAGUACUGGAGCUUAUGUACUGAUCAAAAGGGAAAACCCUGUGAAAAAAGUGACCUUGCCAUAUUCAAAGUUGGUGCCCUGUCUUUGCAUUGAGGGAUGGUCUUCAUUUCCAGAUUCAAGUAGAAUACAACUGUGUCCAUUUAAAAAAAAUACUGAAGAACUCUGGAGUGGAAUCACCUACAACCCAAUAUCACAGGAGCUAGUUUGGGAGCUGGCCUGUCCCACUGAAGUUAGGGUGAGCCUUUGUUGGACAACAGAACACAUCCAUUCCUGCACUGACCUUCCAAACUCUUCACAAAUAGUGCAGAACAAAAUUAAAUAUGUUGGCAUUGACUCACAUCCAAGACUGUGCGUAAAGGUUUACAACCAUGAGUGGUUCAUGGAUAAGAUGUCCUUUUGCAAAUGGAUAUUUUCCAGAAACGUUUUUAUUCUGCAAUUAAGACAAGGGCAGGUGAAAUCAAAAUUCUGUGCACCACCUUAACUAAGAGGUUAAGAUGAUCUGAUUGAAUUACUGGUGUUCAUGUCUGUGUCCAUUUACAUAACUCAAGCUGAAGAUCAGGCUUUCAUUUUCUUUCUUUCUUUGCCCUUCCCACUCUUCUCUUUGAUAUUAAGGAUUAAACCACAUUUCACAAGGAGUUUUUUUUUCUUUAUUGCAUGCCCCUGAAAACGAAUGAGAGAAGAUUGGCUUCACCUGAGUGAAUAAUCAGCCUCUGGUGAUCUUCAUUAAAAGCCCACAGUCGGACAACCAGAGAGAAAAAAAAUAAAAUAGCCGCAGCAGAGGCAGGGGAAACAAACCAUGGUGUUUUUUGGAAACAGUUUUUGCAGGACGGCAGAGACCAGAAAAGAAAAAGAGACAAAGUUGACCGAAGACUCUUAAGGAAAGAGCUUGACAAAAGUUGGCAACUGUGGACCACUCGAUUUCGCAGAAUGUACAUUUCAUUCAGAAUUGUGGCACAAUCACUAAUCCUGUUCUCAAUUGUGUAGACUAAGGCAAUGGUGUGUUAUAAGCAGAUGUAUUUUUCUUUUUAGUCAUUUAAAUAGAUUUUAUUUGAUCUUUUUAUACUUUUAAAGAUAAGCUUUUAAUUGAACAUGCAUGCUGGAUGGUUUUCUCUCUUUCUAAUACGGUUGGGUCAUGUGCUGUUCCCCACUAAAAUAUACGCCAACCUAUUAGCUGCUGGAAGUUUAAAGUGGUGUAUGUCAUGACUACACAACAGAGCUUGUAUAUAAAUCACGUCAAUUACAGAUUUCAUAAAAGCUGAUACAAUUAAAUAAAGGGUCAGUGUAUGUUAGGAUCCCAAGCCGAAAUACGACCCCAUCACCUUGGGGUUAAAUUACUUUUUUAGAUAGCUGAAAUCGU
This is a messenger RNA of Polyodon spathula (Mississippi paddlefish), 1972 nucleotides long. RefSeq names its product putative interleukin-17 receptor E-like. The transcript is spliced from 13 exons. The record is from RefSeq and is a predicted model, not a curated record. Lineage: Eukaryota; Metazoa; Chordata; Actinopteri; Acipenseriformes; Polyodontidae. Gene Ontology annotation, molecular function: interleukin-17 receptor activity. The coding region runs from base 434 to 1096 and encodes 220 amino acids.